GGCGCGGGGCGGGAGCGCGGUGGACGCCGUGGAAGCCGCGGUGGCCGCCCUGGAGGACGACCCCGAGUUCAACGCAGGUUGUGGGUCAGUCUUGAAUGUAAAUGGCGAGGUUGAAAUGGAUGCCAGUAUCAUGAAUGGGAAGGACCUGUCCUCAGGAGCCGUGUCUGCCGUCCGCUGUAUCGCAAACCCCAUUAAGCUGGCGAGGCUCGUCAUGGAGAAGACACCUCACUGUUUCCUCACUGACCGAGGUGCUGCAGAAUUUGCAGCCACCAUGGGGGUCCCAGCAGUUCCUGGGGAGCAGCUGGUAACAGAGAGAAGCAGGAAAAGCCUGGAGAAAGAGAAGCAGGAGAAAGAUGCUCAGAAAGCAGACCAAGAAAAAAACUUGGGAACCGUGGGUGCCGUGGCCUUGGACUCCAAAGGAGACGUGGCCUAUGCCACUUCAACGGGGGGCAUCGUGAAUAAAAUGGCCGGCCGAGUUGGGGACACACCCUGUAUAGGAUCCGGAGGCUAUGCUGACAAUGACAUUGGAGCUGUUUCGACAACGGGGCACGGGGAGAGCAUCCUGAAGGUGAACCUGGCCAGACUCGCUCUCUUCCAUGUAGAGCAGGGAAAGACGUUGGAAGAGGCUGCUACCAUGUCUCUGGGUUACAUGAAGUCAAAGCUCAAUGGUCUGGGUGGUAUCAUCUUGGUCAACAGAGCAGGAGACUGGGCAGUCAAGUGGACCUCGGAGUCAAUGGCCUGGGCGGCCGCAAAGGAUGGCAAGCUACACGUUGGCAUCGAUCUUGAUGAAACCAGCAUCACUGACCUGCCCUAGGCCCCAAAGAUGGUAUUCCAGGUGCUGGCCUGCAGGUAAAGUGCCAUCUCCUUGUGUGAAGACUUAGCCAGUUAGAGACAGAAAUGGAAACACUGCAGUCUGCUCCUGGCUCUGUCACCUUGGUCAGUGAGUAUCCGAAUGUUUGGUGAGGGGUGGAGUCCAGAGCGAUGAGAGAAGUGUCCACAGUAAGGUCAAAAUAAGACAAGCAAAGAUGACAGACGCCUGAGCCCAUCUCUGGAGCAGUCCCUUGAUCUUAGGUUAGAAAGAAGAAAUGAUGAGAUCUUAACCCAACAGAAACUGCCUGAGUGCAGGGAGUGCCUUUGGAAUUGGGAGACCCGCCCCCACAGAGGCAGAGCUGCCUCCCCACCCCCCGGGGCUGUCUUGGUUGCAUUUUUUUGAGGGGAAAAGUGGGGAACAGAGUCCAUGGAGGUAUCUGGAAGCAUAGCAGGAGCAGCAGAGCUAAUGAGAGAAGUCCAGUUAAGCUGCAAAAUGUCACAACGCCCACUGGACUCAGAAGAACAUUGGGUAGAAGACACUAAAAGGAUAAACUGAUUUUUCUAAGAAAAUUCAUAUCUUCGCUGACUUACUAAUAUAGAUGUUUUGAGAUACUCUAAAAGGACCCUCUGGUAACCUGUAGCUCCUUAAUCUGGGGAUGAAGGGUGAUUAUGGAGACUGUGGCUGGAGCUCCUUCAAGUCAGAGUUUUCUUGGGCUCACACAUGAGCCUGCUCGCCCAGUGUCUCUCCCACGUAGCCAGCACGGCAGCUCAGAGCCAGCCUCUGCUGCCGCAGACCUCCGGGUCCUCACAGCGGCCUUUGUCUCCCCUAGGACAGGGAGGGCCGAUCGAUGCAGAGAUGACACUGUGGCUGUGCCGUAGUGUGUUCUCAUACUGUCCAUGCUUUGGGACCCCACCCUACCCCCCACUGAACUGGGUGUGACUACAGUGUGGUCGUCAUGGUGAAGAAAGUAAUUUCUGUGGUGGGGAGUCUUCCUGUUAACCUCUUGUCACACUGGAGUGGUGUAAGCUGUGACUUACCUGCUCAGUCUUGUAGUCUGCAGGAUUUACCUUCUCUCUGGAAAGAAACUGCUUAACUUGAAAUUCCGCGUGCCACUAAUAAAACAUAUUUUGAAAGAAUAA
This is a messenger RNA of Miniopterus natalensis, 1950 nucleotides long. Its product is annotated as isoaspartyl peptidase/L-asparaginase-like. NCBI's taxonomy places the organism in Eukaryota, Metazoa, Chordata, Mammalia, Chiroptera, Miniopteridae. Gene Ontology annotation, cellular component: cytoplasm. The record is from RefSeq and is a predicted model, not a curated record. Gene Ontology annotation, molecular function: asparaginase activity.